Phanerochaete carnosa HHB-10118-sp is the source of this 1532-nucleotide messenger RNA. RefSeq lists its product as uncharacterized. The record is from RefSeq and is a predicted model, not a curated record. Gene Ontology annotation, biological process: transmembrane transport. Gene Ontology annotation, molecular function: transmembrane transporter activity. Bases 1 to 1524 code for a protein of 507 amino acids. NCBI's taxonomy places the organism in Eukaryota, Fungi, Basidiomycota, Agaricomycetes, Polyporales, Phanerochaetaceae. The transcript has 4 exons.
AUGCUCAGCGACAGUAGUAGCGAUGAUACCACACUCUUGGGUCGCCAGAGUAUCCGAAAGGCAGAGAAAGAGGACCUCUCACAGUUUGAGGUCAGGUUUGCACCUGAGGACCCCGAUAGUCCCUUGAACUGGUCCCGAGCGAAAAGGUGGUACAUCACAUCCGUGGCUGGUCUCUUGGCCUUCAAUGUAACGUUUGCAAGCUCUAUACCUGCAGGCGUUGUCCCUCAGAUGAUGACGCAGUUCGGCUUCGGUCGCGAGGUCGCGACUCUUACGAUUGCGCUGUUCGUCGCGGGCUACUCCGUGGGCCCGCUGCUCUGGGGACCGCUAUCCGAGCAGUUCGGACGCAAGGGCCCGCUCGUGCUUACUUUCAUCGCGUACACCGGAUUUUCCGUGGGCUGUGCGCUCUCACCAAAUACGGCCAGCAUUCUCAUCUUCCGCUUCCUCAGCGGCACCUUUGCAGCAUCUGGUCUCGUCAUCACCGGCGCGCUGACGUCUGACAUUUGGGACGCGAAGACUCGGGGGAAGGCCUUCUCUGUCUACACCCUGACCCCAUUUGCUGGGCCGUCGGUAGCACCUACAAUCAGCGGCUUCAUUGCAGUGUCAGGGACCUCUUGGAGAUGGGUUUACUGGGUCACCACCAUCUUUGCCGGUGCAUGUGCCGUGCUCAUUAUAAUUACCAUACCAGAGACAUACAGUCCUAUCCUGCUGGCGCGAAAGGCAAAGAAACUACGCAAGAAUACCGGUGACGACCGCUACUGGGCUCCACUGAACAAGAAGAGUACAUCCCUGAAGUUAUCGGUACAGAAAGUCGUUGGCACGCCUUUUGCACUGUUGUACAGAGAGCCCAUGCUUGUUGCUCUCACGUUCUACAUGAGUUUCGUCUACGGAGUUAUCUACCUCCUCUUUGAGGCUUACCCGAUCGUCUUCACCAUCGGACAUCAUAUGAACGCGGGUAUUACAGGGCUCAUGUACCUCCCCAUCUUCGUCGGGUGCUCCUUAGGCGUUAUCGGCUACUUGUUGCUGUGGAACCCGCGCUACGAGCGACUCAUGCAGCAGCACGCCCCAAACCCCGUCCCGCCCGAGUACCGCCUGGAGCAGGCGAUGUGGGCUGGACCGCUCUUCGCGGUGUCCUUCUUCUGGUUCGGCUGGACGUCGUACCCACACGUGUCCUUCUGGGCACCAAUGCUCGCGGGCGGGCUGCUCGGCUUCAGCAUCGUCUGGAUCUUCCUCGCGCUCUACAGCUACAUCAUCGACAGCUAUCUUUUCUUCGCAGCCUCCGCGCUCGCAGCUAAUACUGUCGUUCGCUCAUUCUUCGGCGCGGGUUUCCCGCUCUUCGCGGCGCAGAUGUAUGACACCCUUGACCCCCGCUGGGCGUCGAGCCUCCUCGGCUUCCUCGCCCUCGUCAUGAUGCCUAUUCCGCUCGUGCUCUUCAAGUUCGGUCCUGCGCUGCGCGAACGGUCGAGAUAUGCACUAGAGCGGCCGGCGGUGACCACGAACCCAACGACAGGAGCCAAGGCUGUUUAAGCCAGACU